ACCCUAUAUGACUCCGACAAGCUCCCAUCCAUGUCCGAAUCGGAAUUUAAUCAUGUGUAGUCAAAAUAAGCUGAAUCAAUUAUAGAAAAUAAGCAGAAUCAGUAAGCUGGACAGAAAUUGGAAAUAGAAAUUGAAGCUGACAGUAAGGUAACAAAUGAAUCGUGAAAUUGAAGAAAUAAUUUCAAUUAUAAGUAAAUUCCACCCAAUGCCAUCUACCAAAAUCCGAUAUCUUUGAAGGUACUCCAUUACUGAGUCGAAGGGUUUCCGGAAGGAGGAAAAAAUGAAGCUUCUGUCCGCGUUGCAGCAGCAGGGCCGCCGGAGCAACAACUUUCGAAGUGCGUCGUCGCAGCUGGACUCCGCCGUGGACGGUGGAGUAAAGUCUCAGGCGACGAUUUUUUGGCUACUGUUACAUGGACUUUGCUGUCUUGUUAGUCUAGUACUUGGUUUCCGAUUCUCCCGUUUGGUAUUUCUCCUCAUUUUUUCUACUUCCUCCCCCUCCACCACCUCUACCGCCAACCUAUAUUCUGCUUUCCACACUUCAUUUCCAUCUACUACCACCACACCGUCGACGGAGGCGGUGAAUGGUAUUAUAGCGGAGGGGAGUAGAGUUGUGGUAGGGAGGCACGGGAUACUGAUCCGGCCUUGGCCGCAUCCAGAUCCGGAGGAGGUGUUAAAGGCUCACCGGAUAAUCGAGAGGGUUCAGAGAGAACAAAGGAUACAGUAUGGAGUGAAGAGCCCUAGGACUGUGAUUGCCAUCACGCCGACGUACGUUCGGACGUUCCAGACGCUUCAUCUAACUGGGGUCAUGCAUUCUCUGAUGAACGUGCCCUAUGAUCUCAUCUGGAUUGUUGUGGAAGCCGGUGGCGCCACCAAUGAAACGGCCACGCUAAUUUCAAAAUCAGGCCUUAAAAUAUUCCAUAUUGGAUUUAAUGCUAAUAUGCCCAUUUUAUGGGAGGAUCGGCAUAAAUUAGAAGUGAAAAUGAGACUACAGGCCUUAAGAGUUGUGAAAGAGAAUAGGUUGGAUGGGAUAGUAAUGUUUGUGGAUGACAGUAAUAUGCAUAGUAUGGAGUUAUUUGAUGAGAUCCAGAAUGUGAAGUGGGUAGGCGCAGUUUCGGUUGGGAUUCUUGCACAUUCGGGAGGGUCUGAAGAAGAUCUGUCUGUGGCUCAGACAGAGAAGAAUGAGAAGAAUCCACAUGUUUGUGAUGGGGCAGAGUUGUGA
This is a messenger RNA of Olea europaea var. sylvestris, 1219 nucleotides long. RefSeq names its product probable beta-1,4-xylosyltransferase IRX14H. Gene Ontology annotation, cellular component: Golgi membrane. NCBI's taxonomy places the organism in Eukaryota, Viridiplantae, Streptophyta, Magnoliopsida, Lamiales, Oleaceae. The transcript is spliced from 2 exons. Bases 281 to 1219 code for a protein of 312 amino acids. The record is from RefSeq and is a predicted model, not a curated record. Gene Ontology annotation, molecular function: xylosyltransferase activity; galactosylgalactosylxylosylprotein 3-beta-glucuronosyltransferase activity. Gene Ontology annotation, biological process: plant-type secondary cell wall biogenesis; glucuronoxylan biosynthetic process.